Messenger RNA from Strigops habroptila (Kakapo), 746 nucleotides. RefSeq names its product heat shock protein family B (small) member 11 (gene IFT25). Gene Ontology annotation, cellular component: centrosome; intraciliary transport particle B; cilium. The transcript has 5 exons. Bases 206 to 631 code for a protein of 141 amino acids. The record is from RefSeq and is a predicted model, not a curated record. NCBI's taxonomy places the organism in Eukaryota, Metazoa, Chordata, Aves, Psittaciformes, Psittacidae. Gene Ontology annotation, biological process: intraciliary transport.
GGCGCGGGGCAUGCCGGGAGCGGCGGCUGAGGGGAGCGGGGCCUUGGGCGCCCAGUUUGGUUUCUCCUUCCCUUGUGCGGGGCGAGCUCCUUGCUCCCAAACCUCCCGCCCCGCCACCCUCCGCUCGGGGUGCGAGGCUCUCGGGGUCGGCUCUGCGGGUGUCGUCGCCGCCGCCGUUGCCUGGUAGCGGCGGCCCCGCGCGGGGAUGAGAGCCACCGACUGGUGCCUGAGCUCGGCGGGGGCUGCCCUGGUCCUGGCCACGUCCAGCGACGAGCAGCACCCCGCCGAGAACGUCGUGGACGGAAGUUCAGAAACGUUUUGGACCACGACAGGCAUGUUCCCACAGGAAUUCAUUAUUGGUUUUCCUAAAUGUGUAAAAAUCAGCAAAGUCGCAAUCCAGAGUUAUUUGGUGAGGACCUUAAGGAUUGAAAGAAGCGUAUCUGAAGACCCAGUAGGUUUUGAAGAGUGCAUUGAAAAAGAUUUGGAACACACAGAAGGACAGCUUCAAAAGGAAGAAUUUCCACUUCCUGAAUUCCAAGCCACUUACUUACGUUUCAUCAUCAAAUCUGCCUUCGAUCACUUUGUGUCAGUGCACCGGGUGAUGGCAGAGGGCACAGCGGAAAAUGCUUAAGUCUGGCUUAAAUUUGUACCUCCAUUUUUGUUAUAUACAGAAGUUAUAUUUUGAUAUCUGUAGUGCAGAGAAUAUUUAUCAUUAAAACCUUGUAUCAAAGUGUUUUUUGAAGGUA